AGGAACAUCUUGUAACACCGCUUCGAUGGCUGUCUUUUGCAAAAAUCCAAGGCUCUAAAAAGAAUUUGUGAUAUGGCUGGUAAUAAUACCGAAGAAGUUGAGGGGACUACUACUGAUAGUAAGACUAACACCCCUGCCGAGCUCCCACCAGAAUUCCUCAUCAAGCAUCCACUUCAAAAUACUUGGAGUCUGUGGUUUUAUGAUAAUGACAGAACUAAGACAUGGGAGGAGAACUUGCUUGAACUGACGACAUUUGAUACGGUGGAAGAUUUUUGGAGAUUGUACCACCAUAUUAAACUACCCUCUGAACUACGUCAGGGUCAUGAUUAUGCAGUGUUCAAGCAGGGCAUUCGGCCCAUGUGGGAAGAUGAUGCCAACAAAAUGGGUGGCCGAUGGCUUAUUAGUCUUGAGAAGAAGCAGCGUAACUCAGAUUUAGACCGAUUUUGGUUGGAAAUUAUACUUCUACUAAUAGGUGAAAAUUUUGAGCACUCUGAUGAAAUUUGUGGUGCGGUUGUGAAUGUAAGACCUAAGCUUGAUAAAAUUGGUGUAUGGACAGCAGAUACAUCGAAGCAACAAGCCAAUCUUGAGAUUGGAAGGAAAAUAAAAGAACAGCUUGGUAUCCAUGGAAAAAUUGGCUUCCAACUACACAGAGACACUAUGGUCAAACAUAGUUCCGCAACCAAGAAUCUAUAUACUGUUUAGAUUAUAAAAAUUAUGUCUAGAAUACGCAACAAUGGUUAAGAGAUGACUAAAAUGAAGCAUGUUUUAAUGUAAUAAUUUUUAGAUUAUGUACUUCUUCUGUGGACAAUUACUGUAUGAGGGGUCACAAAUUAUCCACAAUAUAUUACACAACUCACUGAAGAACAAAAUAAAAAUACAAUUAUAGUUAAAGUUGUGUAUUCUACUGAGACAGGCCAAUAUAUAGUUGUAUUCAAUACACACUAAGAGUUGUGGUCCAAGAUCAUAUAAAGACUUUGAAAUGGAUUUGUCCUUACUAUGUAAUGAAAUUUUUCAUAUAUUGAAAUAACACGAAACAUUUGAUUUAAAUAGAAAUUGGAUAUUAAAAGAAGAUAAUUGGGUUUUUAUUUCAAUAUGUUGAAGUUAUACAAAUAAGCCAUGAUAUUCAUAAAUUUAUAAAUGAAAGAAUUUUCAAAGUUGCAUUGUUUAAGUAUUUGUCUACAGAAGUACAUUGUCAUCUCCGGCCAUUGGUGCCCUGAGAUAUGUUUUAUUUAACAGAAGUAGUAUUUAUGUUAUCAUUCAUAUUUGCCUCGUAACGAGAGCUUGGUUCAACCAACAGUUAUUGACUACGAUUAACAAAAAGUCUGAUGUUUGUACUAAAGCUAUGCUCGGUUAUGUUAAAAUGGUCACCUAGUUGUAAGUCUGUAUUUACUACUUAUUAAGUAUCCGGUGAUUCAGGAAGUUGACUUCGGAAUUCUCUUUUUUUUAACAUUUUAACACUUUUGUUUAUUUAAUUUGUCACGCUUUAGUAUCCCUGUACGAUGGUAUGUCUCGCUAGUGUAACAACUCAUUGUUUGAAAUUGAUGUUUGCGCAUAUAUGUUAAAGAAUGUUUUGGUAUUUUGUAUAAAAAGUACUGAAAUAAA
Molecule: messenger RNA, 1602 nt
Organism: Papilio machaon (common yellow swallowtail)
Lineage: Eukaryota; Metazoa; Arthropoda; Insecta; Lepidoptera; Papilionidae
Product: eukaryotic translation initiation factor 4E
Exons: 5
Coding region: 73-702 (209 amino acids)
Biological process (GO): translational initiation
Cellular component (GO): cytoplasm; eukaryotic translation initiation factor 4F complex
Molecular function (GO): translation initiation factor activity; RNA 7-methylguanosine cap binding
Source: RefSeq, a predicted model, not a curated record